AUGUCGGAUCCCUCAGAUCUCAAUCUCGACGCGCCGAGCGACCUUCAGGACAUUCCUGAACUGGCAAUGCAAUUGAUUCCUCCUCCGGAAGGCACAUACCCUGACAAGUCAUCUCUUCUCGCGGCGGUCCAGGCUCACGGCAAAACGCAUGGCUACAAUGUGGUUGUCAAGUCAUCCAGCACGCCAACAGAGAAAAAACCCGGUCGGACUGCCAAGGUCUGGCUGCGGUGCGAUCGUGGUGGGCACUACCGUCCGCGGAAUGGGCUCACGGAAGAAACGCGCAAGCGCAGGAGAACGUCGCGGCUGAUGGAUUGCCCUUUUAUGCUGGUCGCAGCUGGCUCUCCGGGGAUCUGGACCUUGUCAGUCCUGAACCCGACCCACAACCAUGGUCCCAUCCUUGAAAAGCCUCGACAGGUACCUCAUCAUAAGGUCCGGAAGGGCCAGCUCCCUGCGAUCCCAUAUGACUGGCCACAUGACGCUUCCUUCACGCCAUACACGACUGCGCUCGUCAUAAUUGACAUGCAAAAAGAUUUCUGCUCGCCGGGAGGGUAUCUGGAGUAUCAAGGCUAUGAUAUCUCAGCCGCACAGUCUCUGAUCCCAAAAUUGCAACGACUCCUCCAUAUAUUCCGCUCCGGGGGGUUUCCGGUGUAUCACACGCGAGAAGGCCACCGACCAGAUCUGUCUACUCUUUCCAGCAGGGAGUCUUAUCGCUCCCGCAACAACGCUUCGGGAUUGGGUAUUGGGUCGCCGGGUCCCCUUGGCCGUCUACUCAUCCGCGGUGAGAUGGGACAUGACACUGUGGAUGAAUUGUAUCCUCUCCCUGGGGAACCCGUCAUCGACAAACCAGGUCGGGGUGCAUUUGCCCACACAGAUUUCGAGCUCAUCCUUCACAACAAGGGCAUCAAAAACCUUGUCAUUGCAGGGGUGACAACCGAUGUCUGUGUGUCAACCACCAUGCGCGAAGCCAAUGAUCGCGGAUUUGACUGUGUGGUGCUUGACGAUGGCAGCGCAGCUAGCGAGCCCUCCCUUCAUGUCAGCACCAUCGACUCGAUCAAAAUGGAAGGCGGCAUCUUUGGGGCCGUCGCCAAGUUGGACGAUGUGAUCCACGCAGUCGAAAACUUCAAAUCCAUCACCAUGAAGAAGCUGGCUCCUCAGAUGACGGUUUGA
Messenger RNA from Penicillium alfredii, 1167 nucleotides. Its product is annotated as cysteine hydrolase family protein. The record is from RefSeq and is a predicted model, not a curated record. The transcript is spliced from 4 exons. Bases 1 to 1167 code for a protein of 388 amino acids. NCBI's taxonomy places the organism in Eukaryota, Fungi, Ascomycota, Eurotiomycetes, Eurotiales, Aspergillaceae.